CUGAUUAGCUGCGAUGGUGAUUGUUUGCAGGUGAAAACAUCAAACAAUGAAUUCUAUCGUGUAACACCGGUUUAUGGCUUCUUGGAGAAGUCGAGCAAAUCCGAACUGACGAUAAUCCGUUUAGAGGGACCACCGAAAGAGGAUAAAUUUGUUAUUCAAUGGGCCGAAGUACCGGAUGAGGAAACCGAUGCACAGGCACCGUUCAAGGCUGGUGCGCAGGCCGGGGAGUUGAUCAUGUCUGUUAAAGCCGAAUGA
Messenger RNA from Anisakis simplex (herring worm), 255 nucleotides. NCBI's taxonomy places the organism in Eukaryota, Metazoa, Nematoda, Chromadorea, Rhabditida, Anisakidae. The record is from the annotation of a GenBank genome assembly.